Molecule: messenger RNA, 2720 nt
Organism: Spinacia oleracea (spinach)
Lineage: Eukaryota; Viridiplantae; Streptophyta; Magnoliopsida; Caryophyllales; Amaranthaceae
Product: pentatricopeptide repeat-containing protein At2g37320
Exons: 3
Coding region: 212-1816 (534 amino acids)
Biological process (GO): RNA modification
Molecular function (GO): RNA binding; protein binding
Source: RefSeq, a predicted model, not a curated record
ACUUGCCAAAAAAAGUACUAACGUAAUAGGGUUCCUUUGCCUCGACCUCAAGCAUUGCAAUAGCAGUACUAGAACGAUCGCUCGCGCUGCCAGUUUGCCACAGUGCCACUGCUGCUUUGUCUAUUAGAGUAUAUCAACCAUCAUAUCUAUUGUGAUUUUAGCUCUCUGCUGGUGAGGGAGCAAAAUAUGGGACUGGUUAUUUUUGCUUAGGAUGAACAUCAGGAAUCUUUUCGGGUGCUAUUGGAAGUGUAAAAGGAAGUUCUUCAAAUCCACAACGUAUUUAACCAUUUUGCAGACACUUUUUCUAUCCAGAAGCUACACUACUCAUAGACUGAAACAAGAUAGUGAUAUCAAAAGUCUAAAUAAGGCACUGAGAAUUGUGAAUCUUGUCUCUCCAAAAUCCACUCAUGUUAACAAUCAACAUGGCCAUCUUCAACUUAUUCAGGACUUAAUACAAACUCAUUCAAAGCGUAUUAGUGAAGUAAAAUCACCCAAUGACUUUGGAAUUCCAUGUUCCAGACACCAAAUUCCAUCUGAUCAAGUGCUUCCUUCUUUCUCUUUCAAGGAUGAUGUAGUAUCAGAAGUUUUUGAAUUACACAGGGAAGGGUUGAGAAUUGAUGUUGCAGUGCUUCCACAUGCGCUAAGUGUUUGUGGGUAUACAGGAAAUCUUCAUUGUGGGACUCAGCUCCAGUGCUUAGCUAUCAGAGAUGGGUUGUCUAUGAACGUUUAUGUUGCAAGUUCUUUAAUUAGCAUGUACUCAAAGUGCGGGGAAUUACGCUCUGCUUCUAUGGUGUUUGAGGAGAUGCCUUUGAGAAAUGUUGUAUCAUGGACUGCUUUUAUUUCUGGAUUUGCGCAGAAAUACCAAGUAGACGCCUGUUUGGAGCUUUAUAGCCAAAUGAGACAUUCAUCUCUUAAACCUAAUGAUUAUACAUUAACAAGUCUCUUGAGUGCGUGUGUAGGUAAUGGCUCUCUUAGACAAGGAAAAAGUGCUCAUUGUCUGGCAUUUCUAUCGGGGUUUUAUUCAUAUUUACAUGUUGCCAACGCUCUUGUCUCAAUGUAUUGCAAGUGUGGUAAUAUCGAAGAUGCUUUUUGUGUAUUUGAAUCAAUGCAUGAUAAAGAUAUUGUUUCAUGGAAUUCCAUGAUUUCGGGCUAUGCGUUGCAUGGACUAGCAUGGAAAGCUAUUGAUCUCUUUGAGGAGAUGAAAAGGCAGAAAAUGAAGCCUGAUUGUAUUACAUUCCUAGGUGUUCUCUCAUCAUGUCGUCAUGCUGGUCUUGUUAAACAAGGGCAUAUGUAUUUUAAUUCAAUGAUAGAGUAUUGUGUGGAGCCUGAUUUGGGUCAUUACUCAUGCAUUGUUGAUCUUCUUGGUCGAGCUGGCCUAGUUGAUGAGGGCCGGAAUUUUAUUUUGGACAUGCCAAUAAAACCCAAUGCUGUCAUAUGGGGCUCACUUCUUUCUUCUUGUAGGCUUCACGAUAAUGUUUGGAUUGGAAUAGAGGCUGCUGAGAACAGGCUUGAACUAGAGCCUUCAUGUGCAGCCACCCAUAUGCAGCUUGCAAAGUUGUAUGCAAGAGUAGGGAUGUGGGACCAGGUUGCCAAAGUGUGGAAAAUGAUGAAGGACACAGAGCUCCAAACAAAUCCUGGAUACAGCUGGAUUGAGAUAGGGAAUGAAGUCAUCAGCUUUAAAGCAGAUGACACUGCCAACUCCAGAAUGAAUGAGGUUUUCUGCAUGUUGGAGGGUUUGAAGUGUCAGCUCAAAUCAGAUCAUGUGCCUGAAUCUCAGGAAGAGUUUGAUGGUUAUUCUUGCACAAGUUUUUCUUGAUAAAUGGGGAGAAUAAUGCUAAUACACAAAGUCCAGCUGCUAUGUUUGUGUGCAGGCAUCCACAGCUACUGAUUGAUUUUGAGGUCGGGACCUAUACAUGUCCAUACACAUUCAGUCUUAUAAAAUCUCCACUGUGUUGAUCAUGAUCUGCGCCUGUUUCUCAAUUGGCUUCUCCAUAGCUGUCCUUGGUGUCAAGUGGCUUUGUUGGGAUUUUGGGAAAUCAAUUGUCCAUGUGCUUUCUUUGACCAAGGUUUCCUGAUUGGCGAAAGUGACGUUAUGUGUCCAUAUCUACUAUUGAAUCUGAUGAAGUAAAAGUUUCUCAUGUACCUGCCAAGACAUAUUGGGUAUGUCAGCUACUACGGGAUAUGCUGGGUUGUCUCUGCUUUCGACUUCUCUACAGUCCUACAUCAGCAUAUAACCCUACAGUGACACGGUUUAAUCAGCUGCAUGUCUAACUUAAGUUUCUUGAAAGGAGUUAGCAAGUCAGCAUUGAUAUUCACUAUCGUUGAGCAUGUUUGAUAAGGCGAUCCUGGGCGUGUUUUGUUCCUUGUGUUAAUUCAUUUGUCCUGAGGAUGUUUCACAUAGUGAUAUCAUCUAAUCCAGGUGCGCAAUUUAGUCAUUUACCUAGAAACUUCUGCUUACAGACAUUUUACAAAAUGGGUUAUCCUCCCUUAUCCAGAUUUUGGGUGUAAUAUUAUAGAUAUAAGAGUUGUAGUUUUGGCCUUUUGGACAUCUGUGGACUUUUUUGUGUUAUUACUUAUUUAGUUAUUUACUAUUCAUCUUCUAAAUAGAAUGAAACCGGCUCCUUUCCUUGUACAAUAUACUUGCUGAACGACUUUGUAUCCUGCGUACUCUCAUGUGGCAUAAUCUUUUUGAUUACUCGUGACCAGACAUUAAUAUGCAU